CUGAGCUGUCACACAACACAACUCCAAAAUUAUAAAAUGGCGGGCGAUUUUAGUUUGAUUCAGUUUUACAGCUUAGCGGUUAUUUUGAGCCUGAUCUGUUCGACUCUGUCCUCAAGUACUGAAGGAAAGGUUAAAGAAUUAACUGAUGCGAAUUGGGACGAGGUACUUGAAGGCGAAUGGAUGAUAAAAUUCUAUGCUCCAUGGUGCCCAGCCUGCCAACAUGUGGCACCAAUAUGGUCAGCAUUUGCUGUCAAGUCCCAGCAGUUAGGGAUUAAUGUUGCUGAAGUGGAUGUAACCCAGCAAUCAGCUCUUAGUGGAAGAUUUAUGGUCUCAUCAUUACCAACUAUUUACCAUGUAAAGGAUGGUCGGUUUUGCAAGUUUGAAGGAUCACGAUCGCUAGACGGUUUUGAAUCCUUCAUUAUUGACGAAAAAUGGCAUCAAGUGGACCCCAUUCCAUGGUGGAAAUCACCUGGGUCAUAUUUAAUGAGUGCCCUUGGCAUUUUGUUCAAGAUGUCCAUGCUUCUUAUGAAAGCCCAUGAUGCACUGACAAUAACUUAUGGCCUGCCUUCCUACGUAUCAUAUGCCAUAUUUGGAGUGUGCACAGUAGGAUUAGGGCUUUGUUUAGGCCUGGUUCUUGUUUGUGUAUCGGAGUAUUUAUUUGGAGGUCAAGCUGAUCACCAAGAAAAGAAAAGAAAACCAACUGUGGAGAAGGCAGCAGAAGGGGAGGAAAGUAAAAAGGAGGAAGACAACAAGGAAGACAGUGGCCCAGUUAGGAAGAGGAAAAUACAAGCAUCAACAGAUUGAUGGACUUAUUUUUGAUAAGUUGAGGUAUAGAAAAUUGUUAGACAAGUUACAGUAAACAGUAAUAAGGUAUUUGGUAUAAAGGCAGCGACAGUGUACAGUGUAAUGUAUUUUGAUGCAGCUGUUUUUACUUUUUUCUGUAAAACACUGGGUUACAGUACUUGUGUACAGGUUUGAAUAAAAAAAAACACUCUACUACAGUA
Molecule: messenger RNA, 1004 nt
Organism: Nematostella vectensis (starlet sea anemone)
Lineage: Eukaryota; Metazoa; Cnidaria; Anthozoa; Actiniaria; Edwardsiidae
Product: thioredoxin-related transmembrane protein 1
Exons: 8
Coding region: 37-804 (255 amino acids)
Source: RefSeq, a predicted model, not a curated record